AGCCGACUAGGUUGACUUGACAUACACAUGCACGUGAAUUAAAAAAACUUUGCAUUGCGAUUUAAAUUAUUCUUCCAUCAUGAGUUUUUUUAUUGAUACAGGAGGAAACGAUGAUGAUAUCAAAAGCGUUCCUUUAGAAAAAGAACUACCAAAAGAAAUCGCAGACAUCCUUAGUAGCGUGAAAAAUACUGUAACUGUUUCAAAACCAAUAAGUAAAAUUAAAUCAAACACUUUAGACAAUUUUGCAAACAAUUUAUCAACAAUUUUAAAUAAUAAACGAGAAAAAACCUUAAAUCGUUACGAUUCUUCAAUUGUUCUAAGUGACACGAAACAAGAUACAGUUGUUUCGAAAGUAUUAGAAAAAUCGAAAGUUUUAAGUGAUCCAAAUUUCGAAAUACUCAAAUCAGUACCCAAUUAUGAUAUUAGUGAUAAAAAAUUAAAGAAAAUUAAACAGAUUGAACGUUCAAAAACCAAGGGACAAAAAUGGUUCGAUUUACCAGCCACAGAAGUAACGGAUGAAAUUAAACGAGAUUUAGAAGUGCUACAAAUGAGAUCUGUUUUAGAUCCAAAACAUUUUUAUAAAAAGAAUGAUUUAAAAGUUUUACCAAAAUAUUUCCAGAUUGGUAAAGUUAUGGAUUCUCCAUUAGAUUAUUACAAUAAUCGAUGCACGAAAAAAGAGCGUAAACGCACCUUAGUCGACGAAUUAUUAGCCGAUGCUGAAUUUAAUAAAUAUAAUAAAAGGAAAUAUUUGGAAAUUAUUGAGGAACGGCGUAAAACUAGCUAUAAAGCACAUCAACGAGCGAAAAAAUUAAAACGUAAAAAUAAAUAAU
Chrysoperla carnea is the source of this 830-nucleotide messenger RNA. RefSeq names its product deoxynucleotidyltransferase terminal-interacting protein 2. Gene Ontology annotation, molecular function: RNA binding. Lineage: Eukaryota; Metazoa; Arthropoda; Insecta; Neuroptera; Chrysopidae. The record is from RefSeq and is a predicted model, not a curated record. The transcript is spliced from 4 exons. Gene Ontology annotation, biological process: RNA processing. Gene Ontology annotation, cellular component: nucleolus. Bases 80 to 829 code for a protein of 249 amino acids.